AACGAGGUGCAGAACAUCAAGUUCAACAGCUCGGGGCAGUGCGAGGCGCCGCUGGUGAGGACGGACAACCCCAAGAGCUGGUACGAGGACGUGGAGGGUUGUGGCAUCCAGUGCCAGAACCCGCUCUUCACCGAGAAGGAGCACCGUGAGAUGCACGUCUACAUCGCCGCCUUCAGCUCCGUCACCAUCUUCUGCACCUUCUUCACCCUGGCCACGUUCGUUGCCGACUGGAGGAACUCCAACCGCUACCCUGCCGUCAUCCUCUUCUACGUCAACGCCUGCUUCUUCGUGGGCAGCAUCGGCUGGUUGGCGCAGUUCAUGGAUGGCGCCCGCGACGAGAUCGUGUGCCGGGCCGACGGCACCAUGCGGCUGGGGGAACCCACCUCCAACGAGACGCUCUCCUGCGUCAUCAUCUUCGUCAUCGUUUACUACUCGCUGAUGUCGGGUGUCAUCUGGUUCGUGAUGCUGACCUACGCCUGGCACACCUCCUUCAAGGCGCUGGGCACCACCUACCAGCCGCUGCUGGGCAAGACCUCCUACUUCCACCUCAUCACCUGGUCCAUCCCCUUCGUCCUCACCGUGGCCAUCUUGGCCGUAGCGCAGGUGGAUGGUGACUCUGUCAGCGGCAUCUGCUUCGUGGGUUACAAGAACUACCGCUACCGGGCCGGUUUCGUCCUGGCGCCCAUCGGGCUCGUCCUCAUCGUGGGAGGCUAUUUCCUCAUCCGGGGUAGGUGGGGGCUUGCCCCUCAUCUGUGUCCCAGUGUCGCUGGGGUCUGGCUAAACGAGGGAUGUCCCACUUGUCUUCCAGGCAUCUUCGGCUUCUUGGCCUUCGGCUUCGUCUUCAUCACUUUUGGCUGCCACUUCUAUGACUUCUUCAACCAGGCGGAGUGGGAGCGCAGCUUUCGGGAAUAUGUCCUGUGCGAGGCCAACGUGACCAUCGCCACCCAGACCAACAAGCCCAUCCCGGACUGCGAGAUCAAGAACCGGCCGAGCCUGCUGGUGGAGAAGAUCAACCUCUUCGCCAUGUUCGGCACCGGUGUCUCCAUGAGCACCUGGGUCUGGACCAAGGCCACCCUGCUCAUCUGGAAGCGCACCUGGUGCAGGCUGACGGGGCAGAGCGAUGACCAACCCAAGAGGAUCAAGAAGAGCAAGAUGAUCGCCAAGGCCUUCUCCAAGCGCAAGGAGCUGCUGCGUGACCCGGGCCAGGAGUUGUCCUUCAGCAUGCACACCGUCUCGCACGACGGACCCGUGGCUGGCUUAGCGUUUGACAUCAACGAGCCGUCGGCCGAUGUGUCCUCGGCGUGGGCCCAGCACGUCACCAAGAUGGUGGCCAGGAGAGGGGCUAUCCUGCCCCAGGACAUCUCUGUGACACCCGUGGCGACGCCUG
Molecule: messenger RNA, 1387 nt
Organism: Leptosomus discolor (cuckoo roller)
Lineage: Eukaryota; Metazoa; Chordata; Aves; Leptosomiformes; Leptosomidae
Source: RefSeq, a predicted model, not a curated record